AUGUCGAUUAUCGACACGUCUCAAAGCAAUCACUGGGGUUCUCAAACUGAAACUAAUUCUCCGUGGAGUGUUAAAGCAAACAAACCUCAAACUGAUUCUUGGUCUCAAAGCGUUCCCUGGGGUUCUCAAACUGAAACAAAUUCCCACUGGAGUACUAAAGUAGACAAGCCUCAAAAUGAUUCUUGGGGUUCUCAAACUAUAGACAAGUCUCAAACUAAAACAAAUUCUCACUGGGGUGAUCAAGUCAUAGAUAAUACUCAAAAUUGUUCCUGGGGUUCUCAAACUAAAAUAAAUCCGCCCUGGGGUGUUAAAGCAGACAAGCCUCAAACUGACUCUUGGGGUUCUUCUCAAAGUGAUAAAACCGAUAAGCUUCAACCUAAUUCUUGGGGUUCUCAAACAGUUAAUAAAUCGCAGGCUGAUGCAAUUUCAUCCUGGGGUGUUAAAGCAGACAAGCCUCAAACUGACACUUGGAGUUCUUCUCAAAGUGCUAAAGCCGAUAAGACUCAAACUAAUUCUUGGGGUUCUCAAACAGUUAAUAAAUCGCAGGCUGAUGCAAAUUCGUCCUGGGGUGUUAAAAAAGACAAUCCUCAAACUGACUCUUGGGGUUCUUCUCAAAGUGCUAAAACCGAUAAGCCUCAAACUAAUUCUUGGGGUUCUCAAACAGUUAAUAAAUCGCAGGCUGAUGCAAAUUCAUCCUGGGGUGUUAAAGCUAAUAAGUCUCAAAGUGAUCCCUGGGGUUCUCAAACCUCAAAUAAGUCUCAACCAGAAACAAAAUCAUCUUGGGGUGCUAAAGCCGACAAGUCUCAAAGUGAUAAUUGGAGUUUUCAAGCUGCUAACAAACCCCGAGCUAAUAUAGAUAAGACUCAAAAUAAUCCACGGAGUUCUAAGUUACAAUCCGAAACAAAUUCAUAUAGGGGUGUUAAAGCCGAUAAGUCUAGACGUGAUUCCUGGGGUUCUCAACCUGCAAAUAAGUCCGAACCAGAAACAAAUUUAUCCUGGGGUGCUAAAGCAGACAAGUCUCAAAGUGAUACUUGGGGUUCUCAAGCUGAUAAAUGGGGCUCUCAAGCCGCUAACAAGUCACAAACCGAAACCAAUUCAUCCUGGGGUGUUAAAGCCUAUAAAUCUCGAAAUGAUCCCUGGGGUUCUCAAACUGCAGAUAAGACACAAUCCGAAACAAACACAUCUUGGAGUGUUAAACCCGAUAAGUCUCAAACUGAUAAUUGGGGUGGUUCUCAAGCCGCUAACAAGCCACAAACCAAUGAAAAUUUACCCUGGUGGUAA
This is a messenger RNA of Racocetra fulgida, 1281 nucleotides long. NCBI's taxonomy places the organism in Eukaryota, Fungi, Glomeromycota, Glomeromycetes, Diversisporales, Gigasporaceae. The record is from the annotation of a GenBank genome assembly.